Ambispora leptoticha is the source of this 2100-nucleotide messenger RNA. Lineage: Eukaryota; Fungi; Glomeromycota; Glomeromycetes; Archaeosporales; Ambisporaceae. The record is from the annotation of a GenBank genome assembly.
AUGUCGAUAUAUUUGACGUUGUUGCUUGACAAAUUGCCAUUAUCGGAUCAUAAAAUUUAUUUUGCGAGAACAUUUCAUGCGCGUUUUUUCCCAACACGCCAUGCGUUUGAAUAUCCUGUAUUAUAUGUUGGUGUUGAUCUGGAUAAACUUUCUUCGGAGAACGUGUCUUUAUGGAGCAAAGAUAUCGCGCUUUUUAAUAGGAUAUUCGCAUAUAAUAAAGCAGCUUUAUUUAGUAUUUUUGCCAAUGAUUAUCUGGGUGAUGUGAGAUUGGAAAACAAUGAUGAUAGUAAAUCAAGUGCGCCCAUCGCCCAGAGCAUCAAAGAAAAAUUGUUUUGGCAUAUUCGAAGACACAAAAUAUCUACAGAUAAUUUAAAACAGAUUGAAUUAAUUACUACACCGAGGUUUUUUGGAUAUGCCUUUAAUCCAGUCAGCUUUUAUUUCUGCUAUGACAAUAAUAAAGAUCUAGCUGUUAUCGUCUUGGAAGUUAAUAACACAUUUGGAGAGAAACAUCUAUACGUGCUUUCACGAGAUAAGGAAGAUGAUGAUGCAACGAUUCGAAGAGGUUACGAUAUGAGUUUUACAUUUCGCCGCUCCUUUCACGUAUCACCUUUCAAUGAUAGAAAGGGAUUCUAUCGGGCAUUUUGUAAAAUUCCGUCCAAGGGGAAACUUGAUAUGCGUCUAGUGAUGUAUACCGAACUUUCAGUGCCUUGUAAUGAGUCAGAAUCGAUUCAACUUGGCAAAAAAAAGAUGGUAGCUGUCGUGUCUGCUGCUUCUUAUCCACUUUCGUUGAUUAGUCUGUGUUGUGCCAUGAUAACUUAUCCAUUAGAUGUAUUCUUGACAAUGCCUCGAAUCAUGAAAGAAGCAUAUAAACUUCAUUAUCAAAAACGAUUGGGGAUUUUUCACAGACCAAAUCCUACAGAAGGAACUGUGGUAAAACUGGAACCUAAUUUCAUUGAUCGUUAUGCUCAACAAGUUACCAUAAAGUAUUUGCAUGAAUUGGUGGCAGCUUGUUCAGAACCAAUUUCGAUUACAAUUCAUCUUCCUCCCUUGAAUAAACCGCCGAUUCAUAUUUCAAAUCAAGUUCAAAACUUGUCACAUAAAAAUAUAGUUUUACAUCUGUCAAAUUACACUUUUUUCACAAAUUUUCUAUUUGAUCAAACUAUUUAUCGCGCUCUGAUUGUUGGAUAUUUCGAAAAAGCGUGGGAAUGUAAUGAUCUAUCUUUACUACUGGAUUUCUUUUUCAACUUUACAUUAAAAAAGAACAACGAAAACAAUUUCUUUAAGAAUGAGCCAUUAUUAUCCGGUGAUGAAAUUUGGGCAGCGAAAAUUCGAAGAUCGUAUUUGAAAAGUAUCAUUAAUGGAAAAAACUCUGGUGGGCUUGAGGCAAAAAAAGAGUUUGAUCAAUUAAUUCAAAAAUUAUCGUUGGGUAAAAGCAAAGAUCAAAAAUUCACAAUUGCAAUAAUGCAAAAGGAUGCGCUAUUUUCUGAAAUCUCAGUUAAUAAGAAGAAUGUGGAUACAAAUAUCGAAAAGUUCGACUUCAAACAUAUUUAUAUGUUUGCUACACCUUUAUCUGGUUUUAUCAAUGGUCUUAUACCUUUAGUGAAUGACAAACUUCAUUUGUUGCCAUUUCCACCUCGAUAUCUUCCUGAUGAUUUAAGUAAGCAUCCUAUUGAUAAAAUUGUGCUUACUUCUUCAGCAUCAAAGCGCGACCGUUUACAACACUUCUGGGUUUUAUUUAUUGGUGGCAUUUUGUACAAGUUAGACGCAUGGUUUUGGCAAAAAACUACAGGAUUUGUAGAGGGACCACUUGGAAAUCCGUUUGUUGUAGAAAAAUAUAUAUGGGAAGGUAUAUUAGAUUUGAUAAAAAAGGCUAGUGGUGAUAACUCAUAUGAAAAUAUACUAGAUGUGUGGGAAGUUGUAUAUGAAAGAAAAGAUGGUCAGUUACAUUUGAUUCCGCCUGUUCCCUUGACAAAUUUUCCAUGGAAAUCAAAAGAACAAUCGGAUGGUAAUACUAUUAUAAAUAUUAAAGAUUUCCGAUAUCGUUUAUGGUUGUAUAUUAAAACUUUUAGAGAAACCGUACUUGUCGAUCGUAAUGUAUAA